CGUGGCUGUGCCAGAGGUAUUGUGUUACAAGCUUAACAGCUGCACUUUCGACAUGUCUGGUCGCGGCAAGGGUGGGAAGGGCCUAGGUAAGGGUGGCGCCAAGCGUCACCGCAAGGUGUUGCGCGACAAUAUCCAAGGAAUCACCAAGCCAGCCAUCCGCCGCCUGGCUCGCCGCGGCGGCGUCAAGCGUAUUUCUGGCCUCAUCUAUGAGGAGACUCGCGGAGUGCUGAAGGUUUUUCUGGAAAAUGUAAUCCGCGAUGCUGUCACCUACACGGAGCACGCCAAACGCAAGACGGUCACAGCCAUGGACGUGGUGUACGCGCUCAAGCGCCAGGGACGCACUCUGUAUGGCUUCGGCGGCUGAGUUUAGCUCCACAGUUUGCUAUCGCAAAA
Molecule: messenger RNA, 393 nt
Organism: Macaca mulatta (Rhesus monkey)
Lineage: Eukaryota; Metazoa; Chordata; Mammalia; Primates; Cercopithecidae
Source: RefSeq, a predicted model, not a curated record